Gilbertella persicaria is the source of this 3003-nucleotide messenger RNA. RefSeq lists its product as uncharacterized. The record is from RefSeq and is a predicted model, not a curated record. The transcript has 2 exons. Lineage: Eukaryota; Fungi; Mucoromycota; Mucoromycetes; Mucorales; Choanephoraceae. The coding region runs from base 69 to 2717 and encodes 882 amino acids.
UUUCUUUUUUUCUCUCUCUCUUUUUUUUUUUAUAUUAUAUCAUAGAUAAUUUAUUGCUCAUCGUUGUCAUGACAAGUUAUAAACACACCAACAACAAAAAACGGUUCAGUGCAAAUAGUACUCAAAACCAUAGCCACAUGUCUAUCGAUUCAGAUAAUAUGAGCCAGUCAACCGAUUAUACCCAGCGUUCUCGACCCGUACGUCGAAAAGUUUCCAUGGCAACCCGUAGACGUUCUCAAUUACUAUAUUUAGAAAAAUACGGCCUUGAUCAGCCCAAUUGGCACUCUUCUUCUCAUGACGAUGUUCAAGAUAGGCCUAUUUCAGUGCGUAAUUUCGUUCAAGUCAGUUCAUUACAAAAGCGUCCUGCUCGAUUCAUUAAACCACAAAAAUCCUAUGCAGACCAUACACCUAUGCUUGAAUUCAGCCAUGUCCAUCAACUUCUUCAAGCCUAUACAGACAAAGUGUACAUGGAGGGCUAUCUCUAUAAACGAAACGAUUUGAAUACCAAUGGGUCUUCAUGUGGUACAAAAGCAUGGACACGUUGGUAUGUUGAGUUGUGUGGACCAGUCUUGACUUUGUGGGAUGCAGAAACACAGGGUGAGGUGUAUCCUCAGUACAUUAAUAUCACUGAUGCCACUGUACAUCAUGAGAAUCGAUUGACAGCAGAAACAAGACCUCAUUUGUUUUCUUUAAAUUCAGCAGGUGCCAAUCGAUUUCUAUGUCAAGCUGAGGACGAGCCAGCACUGUUUGAAUGGAUCAGAGCCAUUCGACUGUCUUGUUUUGAAUGUGCUCGUAUUCAAGAAAUCUACACCAAGGCAUUUAUUUCUCGACCUCAAUUCGAUCCACUGUUCAUGACUCGCGCUACAUCAACAGAAGGCAGUGUUCAAGUCAGAUUUCCAGGCAGUACAGGCUGGAAGACAUGUUGGGCUGUCGUCUCGAAUCGCAAGAUCCAGAAGCGUCUGUUUAAUAAAAAGACAGUGCCUACCAAUGGACACAUCAUGUUUUUCGAAUCCAGAAAAGCAAAAUACCCUAUGAUGACAUUGGAAAAUGUCGUACAAGCCUAUACUGUCUAUCCAGAAUCGCCGAAAUUGAUCAACGUGGCCACGUUGUUUAAAAUAGAGGGUAGUCUGCUGAAGAAGAAACCCAAUAGUCAUGAUAUGCAGCUUGUCAGCCAGUCUUGUAGUGCUUUAAUCAUGACUUCAAACACCAAUGAUCUAGUGAGGUGGUUAGUGGGUGUAUUUGAUGCUUUUCGGUUGUAUGGUAGACCAGAAACAGUCUGGGAUGAUCCUAAUAACCCGCGUGCAUUGAAUUUUGCAGAGAUGUGUCAUACAAGGUUGUUUCUUGACCCUUCAGAAGUAAGCGAUGUUGAUGUCAGUUAUGGAACCAUAUUAUUGGGUAACAAGAAGGAAUUUACAAAGAUAUUAUUGGAUAAAGUGAUACGUGGUAUUCCACCUAUCCAACAAGAAGAAAAGACAGCAGUAGAAGAGACGAAUGAAGAAACUAUUAAAGACACCAACAAAGAAGCUAUUGAAGACAUGAAUGAAGAAACUAUUGAAGACAUGAUGGAUAGUAUGAUACAAGAUAUACAGCAAGACAUGCAACAAGAUAUACAGCCAGAUAUACAGCCAGAUAUACAGCCAGAUAUACAGCCAGAUAUACAGCAAGAUAUACAACAUGACUUGCCUGUCAAAAAUAACCCAACACAUCUUCGACAAGUGACAUAUGCAAGUGACUCUGAAGAAGAAGAAGAAGAAGAACAAGAACAAGAACAAGAAGAAAGUGAUAGUGACGAUGCUUCUCUGUAUCAACUCAAGAAGCCUUCUGUCCCUACACUACCAGUCACUCAACAAAUGAAGCCCAUGACACCCAAUACUUCGAAAUCAGGUUCUGAAGUCUCUGAAGUCUCUCCUACCAAACUCACCUUGUCCACAGAUAUUGACGAUGAUUUCAUGAAUGCUGUCUUGAGCGAAACACAGAGCUUGUUUAGUGAACCUAAAGAAACAUCUUACAAAAAGCCAUUUUAUGCACAACCAAGAAGUAAUUCUAUGAUGCCUCUUUCUUCCCCCAUGUUUGGCUCUGCUGCUUCUGUCAAUACACAUUGGGAAUCAUCUUCUGUGGAUGCUCGUAUGGUGCCAGAUGACAACGAUGAUGAUGAUGACAAUAUGCCAUUGUUUGCACAACAUAGUCUAUUAGAUCAAUAUCAUCAACAACAAGCAACCACAGGUCCAUUAGCCAAGAAACUAGAGAAUCAAGCAAGAAAUACAGGUCAAUCUUUAGUACAAGUGGCUUCUCCUUCCUUUAAGAAACAACCAGUACCUCGUACAGGCUUAUUAGGCAUGAUAUCUGAAAGAGAAGAGCAUGAAAGACGGACGCGUCAUUUUAUGGAUGAACGUAUGCUGAUGGGACAACACAGAAUGAUGCAGCAACAGUAUAUGCAGCCUGCUUUUCAUCCCGGUAUGAUGCCCAUGAUGAUGCCAAUGAUGGAUCCUCGUAUGAUGCCCAUGAUGGACCCACGCAUGUUGCCACCACCGUCGCCCAUGAUGUUCAAUCCUCAAUUCAUGCCACAACCACCCAUGAUGAUGUCCCCUCAACCACAAUUUCAAUCAAGAUAUAUGAAUAAUACAAAACAAAACAGAAAACACUACCCUAUUUCUUCUGCUACUUCAGUCGAUCAUAGUGUGAAUUCACGUACAAGCUCAAGAAGAACACGACAUUAACUCAUGUAAAAAAAAAAUAAACAGCCAUGAGCGGUAUUUUAAUAUUGACUAUGCGACUGAGCAGUCAUUACAAAAAAAAAAAAAAAAAAAAAAAAAAAAAAGCGUUUUUGCUUAUUUUUAUCUUCAUUUAUGGCUUCUCAUCAAGAUCUUUUAAAUCAGAUUACAAAAAUCAAAGAAGGCAAGCAUAGCCUAUUGAGAUCAUAUCACUGAUAUUGUGUAUAGAACUUCACUGUACUAUUUGUACAGGUGUGAUUGACGAUCCUCAUGUACUUGUGUGUGGUAAGAU